UUUGCGUCAAUGGUAAAGAAGCUAUUUUAAUUUCGAAUUUUGGAUGACCCUGAUGUACUCUAUUAAGUGUACGAUAUACGCUGGCAUUUCGUGUCGACAAGUGAAUAACGAAAUAAAACGUUUUUAGAAAAAGAAAAUAUAAUGUCGAAGAUGAAUGAACCACCAAAAUAUUAUGGAAAAAGAAGAAGCAUUGUUCGUAGAAUUGGUUCAAUGUUACCAUUGAAACCACCCCCAAAAAUAUAUGUCAGUGUUACACCUUUACAUUCAAUGACAAAUUCUAUGAUUAAUGAGGAAACUAGUGGUGAUUAUGCAGAUACAAAUGGAUAUGGGCCUGCAAGAUUAUCUAAUGUUAGACCAGAUUUAUUGGAGCCUAUUAGUUUUGGAUCUGAAGUUCGAUUACUUGCUUUAGAGCAAGAGCUUCAGGAACUUAGGGAACAAGUUUCAGCAAUAGUUAAAAGUAAUAAACAAUCUAGAUAUACCUCUACUGCUUCUUUAAUAAAUGGAAUAGACAGUGAAAAUAUAAUACAAUCACAACCACCACCUCCACCACCACCUCCACCGUUACCACCACCAACACCACAUAUUGCAAGAAGAGCAAGUUUGCAGGAUCAUAAAGUUGAAGAUCGUAAAAGAGGUCCAUUUGCUUCUCAAACAUCUAUGACAGAUGUAUUGAAAGAUAUUGACAAUGCAAAAUUAAAGCCAGUUGCUAGAUCACCUGGAGGACGACCUCUUUGCAUAAAACGAGACAAUAGUCCAUGUAACGAUUUACAAGAAAUACUUAGAAGACGUUAUAUUGCAAUGAAUUCAGCCGAUAGUAGAAAUUCUUCAGCUAAUUUGACAAUGAAUGACUCUUUCUCAAGUGAUGUGUGAAACUGAAUGUUUUUUAAUGUGCAUUGUGGGCAAUGAAGGUGACAUAUAACAAUUUGGAUAAUAUUAAUGACAAGAUAAUAUGUUUGA
Eufriesea mexicana is the source of this 957-nucleotide messenger RNA. RefSeq names its product mitochondrial fission regulator 2. The record is from RefSeq and is a predicted model, not a curated record. Bases 142 to 870 code for a protein of 242 amino acids. The transcript has 5 exons. Lineage: Eukaryota; Metazoa; Arthropoda; Insecta; Hymenoptera; Apidae.